This is a messenger RNA of Spinacia oleracea (spinach), 2143 nucleotides long. RefSeq lists its product as uncharacterized. NCBI's taxonomy places the organism in Eukaryota, Viridiplantae, Streptophyta, Magnoliopsida, Caryophyllales, Amaranthaceae. The record is from RefSeq and is a predicted model, not a curated record. The coding region runs from base 205 to 1803 and encodes 532 amino acids. The transcript is spliced from 5 exons.
UUCUCGCCCGUUACAGAGAACCCCCACACUUUUCCCUCUUCAUACCCACGAUUCCGCAAACCUAGGGUUUCAAACUCCCCACUCAAAUUCCAACCAAAUUCAUACCCCGAAUUUAAUUCUCUCGAAUUUCUUUCAAAUAACCAUUCAAAUUCCCAGAAAAACCCACAAAAUCCCCCAUUUCCCCCCAAUUUUCCUUGCUCAAAAAUGGCUGCAGUCAAUUUCCUAAACCCUCAAAACCCCACUUCCCCCUUUUCAACAGAAUCUUACCACCCCAUGUUACAAGAAUCAAUUCAGCUCUUCUUAUCUCAAAUUCAAUCUGGAAUUUCUGAUUUUUCUCACUUCAAUUUGAUGUUUUCCCGCUUAAUUCAGACAAUGCCUUCACCACCCAUUGAAAUUAUUUGGUUUUAUUCAGCUGUAAAUUUUCACACCCACAAAAAAUUAAUUGCCCAGAAAAAUUUAGCUUCCCAGGAUGAUAAUUUGGGCAGAAUUUUAGCUAUUAAGGAGCUUUUCCACUCAUUAGUUUCUUGUUCCGAUCCUUGCAAUAGUAGUAGUCUCAAGAAAGUUGCUGUUUUAGCUCCCCUACUCUUUGAGCUGUAUAAUUUUGUUCUCGAUUUGAAAGUAAAUGUUAGGUUUAGCUUAGAUAAAGCUAUUAAUGUAGAGAUUUGUAGCUUGGUGGAGCGUUUAGUGAGCUAUGUUAGCUUGUGUUGUUGUGAGGGGUUGGAUGAUCAUGAUGACACUAUGGCUUUUUCGCCGUGUUUUGUGGGUUUGGUUAAAGUUUGGACGGUUCAAAGACGGGAGAGUAGUUCCGGUUUCGAGGAUGAUUUUAAGAUGUUUUUCCCAAUGGUUAGCAGCGAGGCUCGGAACGGGUUCUUGGUGGGUAGCAGGGUUGGUGUUUUAGCUGGGAUUGUCAUGUGCCAGACCUUUUUGCUUAAUCUGAGCUUGAACUUUGGGUUGGAAGCUUCACAGAAGCUGAAGGAAGAUGUCCUGAAUUCGUCUGUUAAUACCAUUACCGGGUUUAGAAGUUGUUACUUCUUUGAUACUCUUCUCAAGAUGUUGUUGGAGGUCAAUUUGCCUGUCACCUCCCUGCUGACUGUGGUUGAUGAAGUUUUGUUGCGAGAAGCCCUAUUCGACGCAAUCAUAUUGGUAGAUUAUCCAUUCUUUAAUCCAGGAUGUGGAAUUCGUCUUUGUAGCCAUCACUUAAACAGUCUUGCUUCAACAUGGUUAUUUGUUGCAGACAAGGCUAUGCAUUUUGUUUGGCGUAAUGGUAACCGAACUAAAGUCAUCUCCUACAUGAAAGCUUUCUCUAAGUCUCUCAUACAUUCUCAGCUAUUGAAGUGGGUCUGUACUCAAACUUUCAUGGUAGAGGAUGCAAAUACAACAAAUAUGUCUACUCCAGCAGCUUUUAUGGAAUGGCUUGUACAGCUUACAAGUCAUACUUCAAGGGGGGGCUUCAAUGACGAGUUCUCAAUGCUUGUUGAAAAAGCCAUGAAUUACACAUCUGAGAUGAAAACUGCACACCUGUACUUGGAUUUAGAUGGUAAUUACGAUUUCUGCUUUGACCAAAAAGUGGGAGAAGAAGAUGGAGGAGGAGCUGAUGGGGAUCUUGAGAUGAUUGAUUCAACAGAGGGUGUUAAAGAUGGGUGCAAUACUAACUUUACAGACAUUGACACUUGUAGAAAGCGUAAAGGAGAAAAGGACGAAGGUGGCAUACGAGUGAAACUUCUUAAAUACCAAAUGCAUGAUAGUCCAAUCAAGAACUUUUCACCUUUCCAGAAUGAAAUUGGUUUGAUCAGAAGGAGCUAAGCAGAUAAAUUUGUAGUUUCCCAACGAAGAUGCAGAAAUUUUGUUGCAACAAUCAGACUGGUAUGGUUUAUGGUUGAUUGUGUAAUUCAGGUUGCCUGCAGUGUAAUAAUGUGUAGUGUAGAAGAGUCUGGAAUCUUCCAGAGGCAGGAAAAUUUGUAUCCGCCCGUAACUGUGAUUCUCUAAGACACUGUAAUGGAUACUGGUUAUUGAAAUGUGUUGUUAUAAGCAUAAUAUGUAUGGUAGGGAAGCUAUUCUCCAAGAACUUGAAGGAACAAUAUCCUUUUUCUCUGCAGUUUCUGAUAAGAAAUUAAGAAUGCUCUACAUUGCAUUGGAGUUGUAA